This is a messenger RNA of Aureobasidium musti, 1596 nucleotides long. The record is from the annotation of a GenBank genome assembly. Lineage: Eukaryota; Fungi; Ascomycota; Dothideomycetes; Dothideales; Saccotheciaceae.
AUGUUACAGUCAGCACAACCUACCCAAGACCAGCCUUCAUGGGGCGGCAGUAGCUCAGAUACACUAGAAGCAGAUAGAGUCGGCGAGCAACAACAUGUAGUACGAGAAAAGUCACAUACCAGCCAAGAAAUCGACCCAGAUGUGGAAAUCGUGGAUUGGAAUGGGCCUAACGACCCGGAAAAUCCGUUCAACUGGCCAGUACGACAAAAAUGGAUUCUCACAUCAGUCGCUCUCUUUGGAACAUUCAUCACCCUCGUAAAUGGAACAUCCAUUGCUGUCGCCGCCGAAGCCUACAACCGCGAAUUCGGUAUCAGUGAUGCGCACUUCCCAAACUCAUACUGGCCGAUUGCAAGUUGGGCGUUAGGUGGUGGCAUCUUCAUGAUGAUUCUGUUGCCCAUCCUCGAAGAUUUUGGAGUCAGAUGGGGUUAUUUGAUAACUUACAUUGUCCUGAUCAUUUUCAUCGUACCUUCGGCAGUCGCGCAAAACUUUGCAACCCUGGUGGUUACUCGCUUUAUUGCGGGCGGAUGCGUCUCACUGCUUGCCAACACAAUCAGCAGCAUCAUUUGCGAUAUCUGGGCUGGUGAUCGUGGCAGGACAGUACCGAUGGAACUAUACAUCACCGUUUAUCUGUUUGGCAGCACCAUGGGUCCUGUCAUUGGUGGCGCCAUCUACCAGUUCCUCAAUUGGCGCUGGAUAUUCUACAUCCAGAUUAUCUGGUACUGCGCUUUCAUACCGCUGUUUUUCUUCACCAUCAAGGAGACCCGUGGCUCUGUCAUCCUCAAGCAGCGUGCGAAGAAGAUUCGUGCAGCUACUGGAAAGAAAGCGUAUACGCGCGACGAGUUGCACCACAUCCCUAUCUGGCAGAUUAUCAAGACUUCGGUAAAGAGACCUGCAUACAUGCUUUGCACAGAAUGGGUCGUGUUUUCGCUUACCAUGUGGUCGGCCUUCUCUGUAGGACUUGUCUACCUCUUUACUCAAAGUAUCGAGGAAGUCUUUACAGGUCUAUAUGGCUGGCCAGCCUACAGCACUGGUUACGUCCAGGCUGCCGUUGGUGUCGGAGAAUUGCUUGGGUUCUGGGCCGCAUACGGAAACAUCUACUUCUACUUUCGGUCUGCAAAGUCCAAUCCCAUCGAUCCUGGUACGCCUGUUCCAGAAGCCAGACUCUAUAUGUCUCUUGUGGGUGGCUUCUUCGGCAUGACUGGAGGUAUGUUCAUCUACGCCUGGACAUCGUACCCAGAGAUUCCCUGGAUAGCUCCAGCGAUCGGUCUAGCAGUGGUUGGGUUUGGCACCAACAUUGUGGUCUCGUCCAUCGCACAAUAUCUGAUGGAUUCGUACUCCAAGUACGCUGCCUCGGCGAUUGCAGCAGUGGCCUUUGGAGAAAAUGUGUUUUCUGCGUUUUUGCCGCUUGCUGCGCAGAGUAUGUAUACCAACCUUGGAUACCGGUGGGCGAGCUCGGUAUUGGCAUUCUUGUCGUUGGCGCUGGCUUGUGCGCCUAUCAUUCUGUUGGUGAAGGGACCGGAGAUCAGAUCAAGAAGUCCUUUCAUUCGGGAGGCGAGAUAUGAGCAUGAUGUUAAGGGCAGUGUCGAGGAAGCUUGA